CAUGUACAUAACAAAUUGAUACAACCUAACAUAAUUUGAAAGUUAUUGGUUUAAUUUAACAACUAAUAGUUUUCUAUUUCCUUUUUGCCCUUGUUCACAUCAUAGGCCUUGUAUUCCUUUUCCUUCUUCUAGUAACAUUUUGUAUUAAUCACAUUUUUGUAUGUUGUUUUUGAUUUUUUUGUUGACCACACUUCUUUGUUGCUAUUUUUUAAUCGUUAACUCUUUUAUAAAUUUCUCGUUUCUUUGUGAUUUCUCAUAUAAAAUUAAUUUUCCUAAUUCACAUUGCUUAUCAACUUAUCAAACACUAUGGAUAAACGAACUUUAUGCAAGGGCAUUGCAUAUGCAAGGGUAUGAAACAAAUGUCUUGGAAUACUUUUGCGAUGUUUCAAACAUAUAAUAUGAAUGUCGAAGAAACGACACUAUUUUUUUUAUGGCACCUACCGCAAAUUUUUAUAACAAACUUUCUCAACAUUUUAAUUGUACAAUCAAGUUGAUAGUGUCAUGCUUCUCGUUGAGAAUGUUGCCUUCUUGUUCAACCAUGUUUAUUUGCUUCUUGAAGUAACCAAACGUUAACGGGAUUAAAAGUGCACGUGGAAACAGGAGUA
This is a messenger RNA of Rhizophagus irregularis DAOM 181602=DAOM 197198, 605 nucleotides long. The record is from RefSeq and is a predicted model, not a curated record. NCBI's taxonomy places the organism in Eukaryota, Fungi, Glomeromycota, Glomeromycetes, Glomerales, Glomeraceae.